Acanthosepion pharaonis is the source of this 1044-nucleotide messenger RNA. The record is from the annotation of a GenBank genome assembly. NCBI's taxonomy places the organism in Eukaryota, Metazoa, Mollusca, Cephalopoda, Sepiida, Sepiidae.
AUGGCGAAACACACUCUUCUAUCUAUCUAUCUAUCUAUCUAUCGUGGUUCUUUCAUACUAUCUAUCUAUCUAUCGUGGUUCUUCUAUCUAUCUAUCUAUCUAUCUAUCUAUCUAUCUAUCGUGGUUCUUUCAUACUAUCUAUCUAUCUAUCGUGGUUCUUUCUUACUAUCUAUCUGUCUAUCUAUCCUGUUUCUUUCUUACUGUCUAUCUAUCUAUCUAUCUUGGUUCUUUCAUACUAUCUAUCUAUCUAUCUAUCUAUCUAUCUAUCUAUCCUGUUUCUUUCUUACUAUCUAUCUAUCUAUCUAUCGUGGUUCUUUCUUACUAUCUAUCUAUCUAUCUAUCUAUCUAUCUAUCCUGUUUCUUUCUUACUAUCUAUCUAUCUAUCUAUCUAUCGUGGUUCUUUCUUACUAUCUAUCUAUCUAUCUAUCUAUCUAUCCUGUAUAUAUAUAUAUAUAUAUAUAUAUAUCUAUAUAUAUAUAUAUAUAUAUAUUUAUCUAUCUUACAUCUAUCUAUCUUUCUUUCUUACUAUCUAUCUAUCUAUCGUGGUUCUUUCUUACUAUCUAUCUAUCUAUCUAUCCUGUUUCUUUCUUACUAUUUAUCUAUCUAUCUAUCUAUCGUGGUUCUUUCUUACUAUCUAUCUAUCUAUCUAUCUAUUUAUCUAUCCUGUUUCUUUCUUACUAUUUAUCUAUCUAUCUAUCUAUCGUGGUUCUUUCUUACUAUCUAUCUAUCUAUCUAUCUAUCUGUUGGGAGAACCCCUCAACACUAUCUAUCCUGGUUCUAUCUAUCUAUCUAUCUAUCUAUCUAUCUAUCUAUCUAUCUAACAAACUUUUAUACCCAUUUUCUUUCUAUAUGACACUAUCUAUCUAUCUAUCGAUCUAUCUAUCUAUCUAUAUGUCCGUCUGUCUCUCUUUCUGUUUUAGUCUGUUUAUAGCUACUACUCUAUCUUCGUUUGUUCCUAUCUAUCUAUCUACCACAGUCUCUGUUGAUAUCUAUCUAUAUAUCUUGGUAUGUUCUUAUCGAUCUAUCUAUCCAUCUAUCUAUUAA